AUGCCUCCAAAGAAGCCGGUCAACUGGGGCCUGUGGAUAAAAGUCCUGGUGGGAGGAGCAAUCAUCAGCGUUGGUGGUCCGGCGCUCACGUACUGGGUGGUGCCAACCGAGGAAGAGCUGAGAUCCAGAUACAACCCUGAGCUCCUAAAGAGAAGCUUGGAAGGCAGAGAGGAGAGACAGCAGGAGUUUAACGACUUUGUCACGAAGCUGAAGGAGUAUUCGAAAUCUGACAAACCAAUCUGGGCCGUCAUCAAGGAGGACGAAGAGAGGAGAAAGAAGGCAGAACUUGAAGCCAACAGACUUCAAAAGCAAGAGGCUGUAGCUCGAAGAGAAGAAAUGCGGCGAGAAGCUGGCCUCGGGAAAUAG
Trichoderma gamsii is the source of this 366-nucleotide messenger RNA. Its product is annotated as assembly factor cbp-4. The record is from RefSeq and is a predicted model, not a curated record. Gene Ontology annotation, biological process: mitochondrial respiratory chain complex III assembly. Lineage: Eukaryota; Fungi; Ascomycota; Sordariomycetes; Hypocreales; Hypocreaceae. The transcript has 3 exons. Bases 1 to 366 code for a protein of 121 amino acids. Gene Ontology annotation, cellular component: mitochondrial membrane.